Bemisia tabaci is the source of this 1100-nucleotide messenger RNA. RefSeq lists its product as uncharacterized. Lineage: Eukaryota; Metazoa; Arthropoda; Insecta; Hemiptera; Aleyrodidae. The record is from RefSeq and is a predicted model, not a curated record.
UCGAACUUGUGGCAGGUCAAUAGUAUUCCUUCUACAGAUUAUUCUAGGCUUUGCGGUAGCUACCUAUUCUUAGUUUCGUUAGUUCCUCUUCUAGAAUAGUUCACGUUCAAUGUUACGUGCGCGCCAUCAAAACAAAACAAAGCCAACGUGCACCUGAAAACUCAUGUCGUGGGUUAUUGCGUGAAAUUCAGCGCUCCCAAAGAAAAAAAAAAGUGUCAUACGUGAUUCUUCAGAAGUAUUAGACAAAUUAGAAAAAUUGGUGUUCUCAUUGUGCGUUUAUUGAAAGCUUCUUACUUAUCAACUGAUAUCUGCAGGACGCACCUAGCUAAACUUCCCGUCUGAGAUCAAGGAAAGUCGCUCAAAAAAAAGAAAUGUCGCGCUAGUUGUUGAACCGAGUACCCCUACUAGAACGCGCAUAUUUUAAUGGGUCUCUAAAAGCUAAUGCGCGCUCAAUUGAUUAUUUGCGGCAAUACAUCUUCAACUCCAAUUUCUAAAUUUUAAAUCCACCCAUGAAGGAGGAAAGUCGUGAAGAGAUUGAAAAUCUGUACCAGCGAGGUGACUGGAAAUCUGUUCUAUGUCAUCCAUCCCUGAAAGAUUCCCUGUUAAUGUGGGUUGAGCCACAGUUGGAAGAUUUGGUAUUCUUGAGGAAAAUAACCGAGGCAACGGAAUGCACCAGGAUUGUGAGCGUGGGUGCAGGCUGCGGUCUCUUUGAAUGGCUCUUGAAAGCCGCCGUAGGAGUGGAGGUGAUCGGCCUAGAAAUAGAUUCAAAAUGGUGGAGAUCGCCUUAUUCACCGCCAAGUUUCAUUCCUCUGGUGUUUCCCGAAGAUGAGCAAUUCUUUGACUUGGCCGAGGAUGAAAACUCAGCACUGAUGUUCUGUUACUUUAACAACGGACCUGCAUUUAAUGAGUACCUGAAUAGAUACAAAGGAAACUGUGUUAUUAUCAUCGGCUCUGAGCGACACGGUGUCCACACAGACCCGAAACCGUUCGACUUACAGAAUUCCAGCUCAGGUUGGAGCUUGUACUCCUCAAAGAGAAUCAGCUUGUCGAAUGAUAUAAUGGUUGUGUACACUCGAAAUAAAUGUUCCUUACAAUGAACA